Molecule: messenger RNA, 4195 nt
Organism: Schistocerca gregaria
Lineage: Eukaryota; Metazoa; Arthropoda; Insecta; Orthoptera; Acrididae
Exons: 3
Coding region: 200-4195 (1331 amino acids)
Molecular function (GO): phosphotyrosine residue binding; calcium ion binding
Source: RefSeq, a predicted model, not a curated record
GUUCUCAUCUUCUCUCAUCGACCUCCACCGGCGCAUCUUCAACAGUCAAAACACGCUCGGGGUCCUCGGUUCAGCUAAAGAUGACCUCGAACCUGUAAGCGCCACACUUGGUAACAGAGAGCUUUAUAUAGAUUAUAAGAGUUAGUUAAACCCGGGCGUCGUCGCCGACGACCAGAAGAGCGAACUUGGCAUUGGUGCUAUGAAUAACAACAGAAUAAAGAUCUUCAAGCGGAGGGCCAAGAUCGCGCAGGCGGCGCCGCUGCCUCGAGAGCCGGCGCAGGCUUCGGACGGCUCGCACAGCGACGCCGAAGCGCCGAGGCAGAGGAGGAGCCCGCAAGAAGUGGUCCUGAGAGUGCUGAAGCCCGUGUACCUGGGCGCGCCCGGCGCGGACGCGGAGUCGGCAGCGCCCACUCAGCGAGACCUGAAAGUGCUCAUCUACAGGUGCUUGAAGGCGAACAAGAGACUGGAGAAGUGGUUCUGCCGGGAGAGGCAGGCGCUGAACGUGGGCGAGUGCUACAGCACGCUGGAGUUGGUGGAGUGCGAGUUGCUGAGGCUGUGCGAGUGGCACGCGAGGGGCUGCGAAGAGGAGGUGCGGGCGCUGUGCGGCGAGGUGGAGUCGUUCUUGGGGCUGCAGAGGGAUUUCGAGCAGUACCUGGAAAUAGACAGGAGGAGAUACGAGGAGCACAGGGAGAGGUCCUACGGCAAGGCGCCCUAUUACGAGUGCAAGUUGAGGGUGGGGUUAGAGAAGUUGUCAACGGCGGGCAACGGGGGCGGCGACAGGUACCUGAAGGUCAGGAUGGACGCGCUGAGUAGGAUGACGCUCAUAGAGGUGCAAAUGUUGUGGGAGAGGUCGUUUCCCGCGGCAGAGAUGAGCGUCGUCAGUUGGCAGGUUUUCGCGAGAUUUUUCGAAGUGCAGACCAAGAGGCCGCUCGCCGAGGCGCAGGAGCAGAUGUUGAGGCACGUCUUGGACUGGUACGACACGGGCUACGUCACGCCCAGGGGCUUCGACAACCUCUUGAGGAUGUUCGGGCCCGUCGACGCUGUCACGGCGAAUUUGGAAAGUGUGUACAGACAGGCGGGCUUUUGCGACUAUGCCAUGUACGAGGAGGUCGUUGACAGGUUGCAGCGACAGCUCCCCGGCACCUACAUGCUGAGGUUUUCGCCCACGCGCGGCGACUCCUUCGAGCUCAACUACGUCGACGACGCCGGCAAGAUCCACGCUGUCGAGAUACGCGGCGAGAUGCCGCUCGGCGUCGUCGUCAAGGCCACCAUCGACAAGCAGUCCCAGAGGUUUUCCUCCAUAUUCUGCCUCGUCGAGGGAUACGGCGCCGAGGUCAGGCAGCCCCUCAGGGUCGACGAGAGCCAGGAGCCCUGCUACUUCGCGCAGAUGACCCCCGCCAGGUCCGAGAACAUACUCAGAAACCACUCCGUCGGCACCUACCUCACCUCUAGCUUCACCGUCGACAGGAGGCAGUGCUACGUCGUCAGCUACACCGCCCCCGCCGGCGUCAAGCACGAGUACCUCGAGCAGGUCUCCCGCGACGAGUACGUCCUCCUUUACGGCGACCCCGCCACCGCCGCCCAGCCGCCCGACCCCCGACACGCCAAGCGGCCCAUCUACGCCUCGCUCUCGCUCUUCCUCAAGCUCUGGCACCACAAGUUCAGGUGCAUCUACGUCGUCGACGGCGUCCCGCGCAUCGCGCUCUCCGACUACAUCGACGCUCAGCCCUACGUCGACAUCAAGGGCCCCGGCGACUCCGACGGACACGGCGCCUUCGUCGACUACCAGGACUCCAUCAGCGCGCGCACCGUCUCCACCUACCCCAGGUCCUGUCUCGGCUGGAGCGUCAUCUGCGACCAGUGGCACGUCCGACUCCUCCAAAACCGCGUCAUCUUCGCCCUCGCCGACGGCUGCAACUGGGGCAACAUCCCCCGACUCGCCGCUCUUCGCGCCACCCAAGCCGUCAUCGACUACCUCACCGACCCCCAACUCCAAUCGCAACUCCGCCACACCACCGACGUCCUCGUCCACCUCCUCUCCGCCUUCCAGGCCGCCCACGACUCCAUCAUCGGCAACAGGCUCUCCACCUCCCUCACCGGCACCACCACCCUCAUCGCCGGCAUGCUCCUCCCCAUGGAACACCACCCCAACGAGUGGGCCCUCGUCAUGACCAGCGUCGGCGACUGCAAGGCCCUCGUCUACAACUGUCGCGACCAACGCUGCGUCGACGUCACCUUCGGCAACCGGCGCAACAUCCGCGACGCCAGGGACCCCGGCGGCCGUCUCGGCCCCUGCCAACGCGACGGCCUCCCAGACCUCCGCAACCUCUACAACUACUACUGGCCCCUCAACUCCGACGACCGACUCAUCGUCAUCUCCGACGGCGUCCAUGACAACCUCGACCCCCAACUCCUCGGCAAACUCCCCCUCGACAUCGCCGACUCCCUCCGCCCCCACCUCCGCGACCUCGCCUCCCGCGCCCCCACCUGGUCCUCCCUCAACCCCCACUCCGUCGAAACCAUCAAGUCCGAGUACGCCAUGCACCUCACCUCCCAACUCAUCCAGUCCCUCCGCCAACCCACCCCCAGCGCCAUCUCCUCCCUCCUCGUCAACCACGCCCUCUCCGUCACCCAACCCAGCCGACGCUUCAUGGAGGAAAACGCCGAAAAACCCGAACCCACCGACUACCGCGCCUACCCCGGAAAAAUGGACCACACCAGCUGCAUCUGCCUCGCCCCUCACACUCGCCUCUACGAACCCAACACCCCCCCCCAAAAGAAAUUCCUCCGCUACGCCUGCUCCUGCGUCCGCGGCUCCCCCGAACUCCUCACCGACUCCACCACCCAACGGCGGCACUCCCCCCUCGACUGGGCCCCCCUCCUCGAACCCAGACCCCUCUCCCGCAUCAAGUCCCUCUCCGUCGAAUCCUCCCCCGCCGGUCACCAACCCGGCCCCAUCGAAUCUCACGCCUCCUACGCCCUCUCCAAACUCCCCCGCGCCGCCCUCAGACCCUACACCCCCGCCUACGUCUCCCUCAUCUUCGGCCCCUCCUUCGACAACUCCCACUCCACCCAGUGCGGCACCCUCGCCUCCGGCUGGGCCACCUCCACCUACCCCCAAGACCGCAGAAUCCUCUCCGACCUCUCCUCCCAUCGCCUCCUCCCCAACCGCCCCGGCCACCCCCUCCCCGACCUCCGCUCCGGCGACCCCAACACCACCCGCUUCUCCCUCCUCACCCUCCCCAACCGCACCAUCUUCGCCGUCAGCUGCGGCGCCAGGUGGGGCAUGACCUCCGCCACCGCCGCCUACAUCGCCAACACCACCUUCGUCGACUCCCUCCUCAGCGCCCAGCACAACAUCGACUCCUCCUCCUCCGCCGCCCUCGCCUGCAUCCGCUCCUUCGACAUGUCCCACGCCGCCAUCUGCGACACCAACUACGGCCAAGGCACCACGGGCUGCGCCUCCCUCCUCGCCGGCAUGCUCGCCAAGUGCACCCGCGACGGACACUGGCUCUGCACCUUCGCCUCCGUCGGCAACCUCGUCGCCCUCCUCUACAACUACUCCACCCGCGAACUCCUCAACCUCCACGACAACUACCUCCACUACCGCAGAACCGGCUACCUCGGCGGCACCUUCCUCGGCAGGUCCUCCCCCUUCCUCCCCCUCUCCCCCAACCUCGACAACUUCUCCAUCGACUCUCGCUACCUCAACGAACAAGACAUCAUCAUCGUCAUGACCCCCGGCACCUACGACAACUUCGAUCCAGAAUUCCUCGGCCACUCCCCCCGCGACGUCAACCCCCUCCUCGACUCCGACUCCUGGAGCUCCCUCGAACCCGCCCUCGCCUGCAAAGAACGUUCCACCUUCCGGCUCACCACCAUCAAAAACUGCCUCUCCUCCCUCCCCCACCCCCACCCCGACCCCUGCCACGCCAUCACUCACACCAUCAUCGACCACUGCGCCAAAACCACCGAAAAAGUCAGACUCUUCAUGCAAGACAACUUCAGCGCCUCCACCCCCCGCAACCACAAAGAAUACCCGGGCAAAAUGGGACACGCCCUCUGUCUCUCCAUCCGCGCCGGCACCCUCACCAAAUCCGAAAUAGACCUCCACGCCAGCCGCGUCUCCGGCAACCGCUUCCUCCACAACUCCAACCUCCUCCCCUCCCAAGACGACCUCCGCCGGUCAAAGUAA